UAAUGUCUGAGUAAAUACAACAAUAUAAAGCUUGUUGGAAGUAAGCAGUUGAUGCCGCAGAAAAAGAAUUAGAUUAGCUUUAUAACUAAUUUCUUUAGAAUGAUUGUGAACUACUCAAAGAGAAUUAGCAAAGUUUAAAUUAACAAGAGUAAUCAAAUAUCAAUUAAUUAGGGUUAUGGGGAUGAAGAAUAAAUAAAAUUAGAUUUAAAAUGAGCCUCAUCCUUUGGAUAAUAAUAGUGACGAAGAAGAAGACCAGCAAGAUUAGAAUGGUCAUUAAUCAAAUAUAGCUACAUCUACAACUAAAGAAGACUUUGUAGUGAAUUAAGAAAUUAAAAGAGAACUAAUAAGAGAAGUUCCAUUUAAGGAUGAAACACUAUAUAUAUAUAGAAUUAAUUAUUAGAAUGGAGAUGUUUAUGAGGGAGAGUUAUUGAAUGAUUUAAAGGAUGGAUUAGGCACUUAUUAUUAUGAAAAUGGUGAAAAAUUUGAUGGGUUAUUUUCAGAAGAUCUUAUUCAUGGAUACGGAAAAUAUUACUUUAUUGGGGGUCAUAAAUAUGAGGGAGAUUGGUAUUAAGGAGAAAAAUCUGGAAUGGGUAUUUUAGAUUUUAGCACUGGAGACAGAUACAUAGGUGGGUUUUAUAAAGAUGCAUUUGAUGGAGAUGGUACAUAUAUAUAAAAAAUAGAUAGGAACUUUUGAAUACAAGAAUGGAGAUGUUUUUAAAGGAAAAUGGAAGAAAGGCAAGAAGAAUGGUCAAGGAGAGAUGAGAUACAAAGAUAAAAGAGUUGUUAUAGGGGAAUGGAUUGAUGAUGAAUUAUAGCCAUUUUGA
Messenger RNA from Paramecium pentaurelia, 824 nucleotides. NCBI's taxonomy places the organism in Eukaryota, Ciliophora, Oligohymenophorea, Peniculida, Parameciidae. The record is from the annotation of a GenBank genome assembly.